Molecule: messenger RNA, 1127 nt
Organism: Odontomachus brunneus
Lineage: Eukaryota; Metazoa; Arthropoda; Insecta; Hymenoptera; Formicidae
Exons: 1
Coding region: 409-1107 (232 amino acids)
Source: RefSeq, a predicted model, not a curated record
AUGAUAUUUUUAUCUUUCAAUUUCGUCCCGAAUAACUUCAUAAUAGCUACGUUGCGGUAUUUAUUGCCAGUACUGAAAAUCUAUAGUACAAUCAACAUGAACUGUGCAGAAAUUUUCAGUACUGACAAUAUUAAAUCGGUCACAAUCGAGAAUCACUUCGAUUUACCAGAACCGCGCAGUUCGACCGUCACUUCCCACCUGUCAACCGUUCGCGGCAUUCCUGAACCUCGAAAUUUUCAGCAAAAAACUCCGCGAAUCAUCUCGAGCAUCAUUCGGACCGUCAACAUCUCCGCGAACAAAGUUCCCGCGGUUCGUCGCGACGGACGGAUGCUGAGGCGACUCGUGUCGAAUCCACCUUAACCGCAGAUACGACUCAAUUCGCCGCGAGAAGCCGCCUCGAAUCGCGUCAUGUCCUGCUUCGGCGGCCACGACGAGCAGAUUUACCUAAUCGAGAUACUGAUCGAUAGACUGACGUUAACGCCCGGUAAAAUCAAAGACAUCGACGGGCACCCUAUUGUGAUCAAGAUCAAGCUGUUGAAUCUUCCCGUGUUCGAGAUCACGCGCGAUCAAACGGACGCGUCGAAGGUAGAAUUGCCGCGCGACGGCAGUGUACGUUUUGCGACCGGCAAGUGCUGCCUGUUCGCCAAGCAACCGCGCGAUCUGGUGCGCGAUCUUCGUUCGACGAGCUUGAGAGCCGGAGUGUUUCGCGCGGGUGACACUUAUCCCACAGCAGAAACCGAAUUAACGCUGCCGGGUUGCCUGUGCGAUCAAGUCGCCAUGAUCGGCAACGACCCUGCCAACCCGCCGAAGCCGUUCACGGUGAAGGGAGGCUUCCACCUUCUCGACCCGGGCGAGAAUCCGUCCGGCACGCUGCACAUGGAACUCACGAUCGAGUGUCUGGGACGCUUCUUCGCGACACAUUACGAGCUGCAUCCCAAGUCCCCCGUUCUCGCCGAAGGCCAAGAAACUAGGGAAUGGGAGUUGCACGUAAAGCGAUAUGUGCCGCCCGAAUUUCUCCCGCAGAAAGAGUUGCCGGAAGUCCCACUAACGCCGGAGAAACCAAAGAAACCAAAGAAAAAAGGCAAGAAGAAGAAGAAGAAGAAGUAAGGCGGAAAGUAAGACUUUUA